GCAGUACAAUUUUAUUUCUAGCAUAACCAGUACAAAAAUAAAAAUUGAUUCUUUGAUUAAAUAUAAGUGAGAUGUACAACUUUACAAUCUUAUAUGUAUGUGAUAUCAUCAAAAAGGAUUGUAGUUGGAUGUAUUCAAUUAAUUAUGCGAUGUGGUCGUAAUAAUCUCGAUGUUGACGACGUAGACGAUAUGUCCGAAUAUGACGUUCAUGAUGUCCCUGUGCAUUUCCAACCGCAAAUCUUUCCUAUGGCUUUGCAACAACGACAAGAGGUCUUUCAACAUAGACCAGAUGCACCAGGAACGAGAAGACGUUCACCACCAGAAAUUGUUUCAAAGAUGAUUCAGGCUUUGGAAGAAUUAACUGAAACAAAAUCAUUGCCCGCCAUCGACAAGGUGCGCGGUUGUCAUCGACUUACAUUCGAAUCUUCUUUUCGACUGGUAAACGAAGAAAAUAGUUAAUAUUUAAUAUAACAACGGUGCGUAAAGAUCAUCGUGCGUUAAUAAUAUUCGAUGUUGAAGAUAAUUAUCAUUUUAUGCGAAACAAAAUAUUUAAAUAUUAUUUUCUUAUCUUUUCGUUUGUUCUUACGAAUUGUCGACGUCUUAUUAUUACUUUUCUUUUUUUUCUUAACUUAACAAUUUUCUAUCAGUUUUAAAGUCUAACAAUGUUUUGCAUAAAUAAAAAUAAAAUCACAUUUUUAAUGUUUAACCGAUUAACCGAUCAGCGAAAUUAUGGUACAGGAAUUAUGUAGUGGAUAAAAGUUCAAGGCGAUUUUUUUCAAAAAUUAUCGCAUUAUGUUUCAAGUAUCCGCAAGGUAUUAAAUCUUAAGGGUCAUAAAAUCAUACACGAAAAGUGUACAUGUAUAUCCUUUCAUCGAUUUACUUUUAUACGCGGUAAAUAAUCUCUCCGUUUUUAUGCGGAUUUAUACUCUGUAUCAAUUUACACGAUCUCAUUUUACGCUAUGAGAACAUAUAUUUUUCUAUAAUCUUUAAUGAUUAAGCAAAUUCUCAAAUAUAUCUAGCGAUGAAGAUAAUGAUUUUGUACAAAUUAAAAAGAAAAGAUUGAUUGUUCUAGAUUACGGUGUCGGCAUAGAUAACGAAUAAAAUUUAUUUUUAUUUUUA
Molecule: messenger RNA, 1119 nt
Organism: Vespa mandarinia (Asian giant hornet)
Lineage: Eukaryota; Metazoa; Arthropoda; Insecta; Hymenoptera; Vespidae
Source: RefSeq, a predicted model, not a curated record